AUGACUUUCCUAUCAAGUCAGAUUCCGGCUCUAGACCAUAACAAAAAUGGCCACCAAAAGCCCUACGACGUUCUCGAACAGCCGUUAGGCACUACGCACCAUCUUAGAAUUGUGACAGUGGGAGCAGGGAUUAGUGGACUAAACAUGAUACGGGCCUUGAGAAAAGGAAUGACAAAUUACGAUCAUGUUGUGUAUGAAAAGAAUCCCGAAGUCGGAGGAACUUGGUAUGAAAAUCGCUACCCAGGCUGCCAAUGUGAUCACCCAUCACACAACUAUCAGUUUACAUGGAAUCCAAAUCCGCGAUGGUCACAGUUCUCUGCCAAUGGACCAGAAAUUCAGGAAUACAUUCUCCGCUGCUGUGAAGAGGAAGACAUGCGAUCCGAGCUAAAGACAUUUCAUCAAGUAAUUGGCGCCUGGUGGGACGCUUCCAAAAGCCAAUGGAGCUUGAAAGUCAAAAACCUUGCCACAGGUGUCAUGAUAGAGGACUAUUGCGACUUUCUCUUGAAUGCUACUGGGAUAUUGAACAAUUGGAAAUGGCCAGAUAUACCGGGCCUGAAGGACUUCAAUGGAGACUUGAUUCAUAGCGCUGCUUGGCAAGAGAAUUUCAACUACCAGGGGAAGCGCGUCGCAGUCGUUGGAAACGGAUCUUCCGGAGUGCAGAUUGUGCCCGCCAUUCAACCAGCUCCUCCCCAAACAGAGAGGAUGCUGAAGGGAGCAUCGGCUGAAGUCAUGCAGUCGGCGCAGAUGGAUGGGGAUAAAUUUACACCAGAGCAAAUGGAGCGCUUUGAGAAAGACAGGGAUUAUUAUCGCUCCUUCAUUAAGGCUACAGAGGAACAAGUCAAUGCUCGCUUCCGAACGGUUCGCAUCCCACAUACCCUUCCGUAG
Molecule: messenger RNA, 885 nt
Organism: Penicillium cosmopolitanum
Lineage: Eukaryota; Fungi; Ascomycota; Eurotiomycetes; Eurotiales; Aspergillaceae
Product: flavin-containing monooxygenase
Exons: 3
Coding region: 1-885 (294 amino acids)
Source: RefSeq, a predicted model, not a curated record